Molecule: messenger RNA, 4393 nt
Organism: Pogonomyrmex barbatus (red harvester ant)
Lineage: Eukaryota; Metazoa; Arthropoda; Insecta; Hymenoptera; Formicidae
Product: discoidin domain-containing receptor 2
Biological process (GO): positive regulation of phosphatidylinositol 3-kinase/protein kinase B signal transduction; protein phosphorylation; cell surface receptor protein tyrosine kinase signaling pathway
Cellular component (GO): signaling receptor complex; plasma membrane
Molecular function (GO): collagen binding; ATP binding; protein tyrosine kinase collagen receptor activity
Source: RefSeq, a predicted model, not a curated record
UCGAUGCUACUCGCGGAUCGCGAGUUCAGUCUGCGACUGGCAACCGCGCGUGUAACGUCGUUCCUUCCUUGUCCCUCUCUCUCUGUCUCUCUCUUUCGCUCUCCCGUCCCUUCUGCUCUCGUCGCACGUUGCAUCGCGCGAGUUUUUGAGUUACGUCGUCGGGAGAAAAAGCGGACAGUUCCCUUCGUCGUUACGAGAACUUGCGGUGUAGGACUUGCGAUUAAGACGGUAUUUUUUUGCGAGGAGAGAGAAAAGGUGAGAUAAGGUGGAUAAGAUGCGAGCUGAUAUCGUGUCGGUGACGAUCUCCCGCUGUCAGAUGCAUCGCCGUCGCGCAUUAUCGGAGCGAUCUUGAGGCGGUCGGAUGUGCAGCGACGUGGGGGAUAACGAUUCGGAACGGACUCUACUUCUACGCCGGCAGAACUGCUGAUUCGCUAUUUAUGGAAUGCUCUGAUGAAGUCAUCACUCAACGGAGAACAUGAAGGCCAAUUAUUUAUCGAUAAUCGUUAGAUUCUGUACGUUGCUGAUACUAUUUGAAUCUGCCACAGAUGUCCAUUCACUCGAUAUACGAUCAUGCAACCAGUCCUUGGGGAUGGAAUCGGGUGACAUACCAGAUUCAGCUAUCACUGCGUCCUCAUCGUAUGUGACGAACGUUGGGCCGCGAAAUGGCCGACUCCGAAAGGAGACCGCCGGCGGUGCUUGGUGUCCAAAAAGCCAAAUAGAGAAAGGAGUUCGCGAAUGGCUUCAAGUUGAUCUACAGGGUGCUCACGUCGUUACUGGUGUGCAGACACAGGGCCGUUACGAUCACGGCCGCGGUCAGGAAUACGUCGAGGAUUACACUCUAGAAUAUCGACGUCCUGGCUUCACUCGAUGGCGUCGAUAUAAGCGUUGGGAUAACAUAGAGGUUUUAGCCGGAAACAGCGACACCUCCACCAUUGUAUCGCAUAAUUUGAUUCCGCCUAUCUUCGCCAGUCAAAUCCGGAUCUUACCGCACUCGGAGCACAGGCGUACGGUUUGCCUUCGUAUCGAGCUGAAAGGAUGUCGAGACACAAGCGGUGUCAUGAGCUACACUAUACCAGAUGCUUCCCUACCGGAGUUCAGUGACAUUUCGUACGAUGGUAAGAAGGAGGACAACUUGCUGACCGAUGGUUUAGGUUGUCUAAUCGAUGGCGAGGUCGGCGCGGAUAAUUACAAGGAGGACAUGGGAAAUGGAAAAGGCACGCGGUGGGUUGCUUGGCUUCGUGACACUUUCCAAGAGAACUUCGUCGAGCUCAUCUUCGAGUUUGAAGCCAUCAUGGUCUUCGAAGCGGUACACAUCUAUACCAACAAUUAUUUCUCACGGGACGUUCAGGUAUUUUCGAAAGCGGAGAUAUGGUUCAGCACCGACGGCGAGAUCUACGAAGACGAGCCCUUACCCUACUCGUACAUACCGGACGUCGUGCUAGAAAACGCUCGAAACGUUUCGAUCGGUCUGCACGGACGGCGCGGGAGACUUCUCAAAUUGCAUCUCUACUUCGCCGCACGAUGGAUCAUAAUCGGCGAGGUGACAUUCGAUGCAACAAAUCCCUACGAAAACACUACGGAAGAAGCGGCGUCCGAGUUCAACCGAGAGAUUCCAGUCAACCCCGAAGUGGAUCUCAACUUACAAACGAUUACAGCACCAGGAGAUGGUCAAGAAUAUCUCGAGGUACUGAUAGGCGUCCUCACUGCCAUUAUAUUGCUCCUCCUGCUGGUAUUCUUCAUUAUCCUGUUUCUAAAUCGACGACAGAAAUUACAGAGUUCCCCAACGGUGUUAAAAAAUCCAUUCGGCUUCGCCAUAAAUAUGAAGGGCCUCCUUUUAAACUUAACACCCGGUGGGAUGUUGACAGCGGAAACUGCCAAUCAUGUUUCACCUGACAUGCCGGAGGAUGUCAGCAUGCAUGAAUCACUUACGAUGGAGCAAUUUAAUUCGCCACUCGUCAGUCCGCAAUAUAAAUCCACGUACGCGAUUGUAGCCAAUUCCGAGUCUCCGAAGGAUUUCAAAAACAUAGAAAUUCCGGAGGAGAACGUACGACUGGAUGCAAGAUCGGAAUCCGCAGUCGGUCCAUCCAGCUGUUCCCCAUCACCGACUAACUCGCCGGCUCGACACUCCCAGCAUUAUAGAACCCUUCAAAGUUAUAGCAGUCCAACUAGGAAACUCAAUAUCGCGGUUACGCCCAAUCACCAAAGGGACGUCGAUCAGGUUCACUCGAAACGUUGGCAUACAGCGCCAAAGGAAAAGCACAAGAUACCAGCACCCGUUGUCAGUUGGAACAUCGCACCGAGUAUGAACAAGCCGUACAAAUGCAAGGAAAUAGAGCCAACCAAUAUACCACGUCAGUGCCUACGAACGACAGAAAAACUUGGCUCGAGAACCAUAGGAGAGGCUAUAAUAUGUGAAGCUGUUGGUCUAGACGAGAUCAUAUCUGGAGCUCCCAGAUUAGUCGUUGCUCGCGUACCCCUGUGUAACAAUGACCUUCGAACCAACAACGCAAUAGACCAGAUGAGGGAAGUGCAAUUUCUGUCAUGUUUAUCCGAUCCGAAUGUGGCACGUAUCUUAGGGGUAUGCACUGUCGAGCCAGUGCCAUGGACGAUCAUCGAGUACACGGAACUCGGUGAUCUCGCUCAUUAUCUUCAAUACAGUGUGCCGCUCACGGGAACGCUCAGGCCAAACUGCAAUCUAAAAGCUCUUAGUCAAAGUUGUCUGCUGUAUAUGGGAACACAGAUAGCGUCAGGAAUGAGAUUCCUUGAAUCGAAGAAUCUGGUACAUAAGGACUUGGCAGCCAGGAAUUGUCUUGUGGGUCGUUCUUAUACCGUGAAAGUGACCGAUAUAGCCAUGUGCAGUGAUCUUUACAAAAAAGAUUACAGCGAUAUAGGAGGCAGACCGCCCGUACCGAUCAGAUGGUUACCGUGGGAAAGUAUCCUCUUGGAUAGGUAUACAUGUUCGAGUAGCAUAUGGUCUUUUGCCGUGACACUUUGGGAAGUAAUGAGUUUGGCCAGAGAAAAGCCCUUCCAACAUCUGUCAAAUGAUCAAGUUAUUCAGAACGCCGAACAUAUGUAUUACGGAGCGGAGCUACAAGUACUUCUACCGAAACCAACAAUGUGUCCGGAAGAAGUCUAUCGGAUGAUGUGCUCGUGCUGGAGAAGAGACGAGACGUCGCGACCAACCUUCAAGGAUAUCUACACGUUCUUGAAGAAUAUAAUAGCGGACUAUCGACCUGGUGCAUAAGUAAUCUCGGUUAACUGUGAUACGGAACGGACGGUUAAUCUUCUGGAAUGUGAACGACAUCGUCGGGAACAUUCCGUGCAGGACAAAGCGUUACACGAGAUCGUACUCGCCGGGCAUGACGCCUCGCGCGAAAUCAGAUUCUCCAGAAAUGUACAAUCGUUAGUUUUAGACAUACGUGUAUUACAGGCUCUGGGCCUCGUAUCUCCUUCCUUGCGCAGAAAAUUCAGAAUGCAAAAUCGCACUCCGAGUGCAAAGCUCAGCAGUAACCAGAAAUGAUCUCCCGCGAAGUCUAUCACGCGUAAUUGGUUGUCCAGAUAAAAGUAAUGGCGAUAACGGACGAAUGCUAAAUGAGCAUAAGGAGAAAUGUAUAAUUGACGUAUAAGUGUUAGAUUUAUUUUCUUCCGAUAAUCAAGAUCGAUAAUUUUACUCUUCUUCAACUUGAGUGUAUAAUCGCGUCACUUUUGUCUGGACGUUUUAAGAAAAUUUCAUUUUCUAGUCAAUACGAAUCUUUAAUUCUCACGAAAGUGCUAUCGUGUACAGUAUUCUAAUUAAUAAAGUGUAAUGUACGCUACUAUGCUCAGUAUUGAUAAAGUCUAUCCAUUUGUACAUACAAAUUUAGGAUUUAAUGCUAGGAAAAUGAGAAAUUUUUACGGCAGUAAAAGUUAUGACGGCUAUUUUUUUCUUUCUUUCCGUUGCUUUAAAUAAUAUUACGCUUGACUCUCUUUAAUCUGAUGAUAUGCGAAAAAUGGCGUUAAUAAAUUUAUGUUUUAAUUCGCUUAUAAUGAGUUAGUGUAAAAAGUAUUUAUAAAAAUAGAGUUGAGCGAUAUUCGAAAAAAAUUAGAUGUUUAGUCGAUUAAAUACAGGCGUAAGGUAAUUUCAUUAGCUUAUCGUCUUACUACGCCCUAAAAAUUUCGGCUUAGUCAACUUGUACAUUCGAAACCCAUCAGUAAGUAGUAAGUACUUAUUAUUCCAUUCUUUCUUUAAGUUGGAAUUGUGCUAUGUUAAGAGGUGUAGAUUUCGAAAAUGUUCUUCCUAAGGACGUAAUAUGAACACAUAUCUUUACUCGUUUUUUGAGAACGGAAGAAAAAGAUAUAAAUAUCUAGCAGCGAAUAUCUUUGGAAGGAAUCAAUAAAAAUUUAAACAAUGCCA